AUGUCCUCUUCGCAAAGUGCCACUUCCCCGAUGACACUAGUAUACCACGUCUACACUGAGCCCUGCAAAUCUCGACAAGUCAGAUCAUUCCUCUCAAUGAAGAGGAAUACUCCAGAUCAUCUGGUACUAAGAUCCAAGUCAUCUUUAUUUAGAGGUCGCUUCACCGAGAAAGAUAUCGAAAAUCAUGGAAAUAAAGUACAAAGCAGAUUUCAUGAAUUGGUAGAUACCGGUAUUCGAAUGAACGAAUAUGCCACGGUCCAAGAGUACGUCGACUCAAGAGUCGACCUCCUCAAAAGUAUACUUUCUUUUGGAAAUUACGAAUUUCGAUCGACAGAUGACCCAUCGGUGAUACCUGCUUUGGAAAAGUUCAAGAAAAUCAUUCUAUCGCUGAACAUGAUAAAGACUCUGGUGGUUGAUAAUCGACGAAGUCAUCUGAGAAGGUUUGCGGAGGCUUAUAUGACUAAGAAAGAGGGAAGUGGAAAUAAUCAGGUCGAUUUGGCGGAUGAGCUGCAGAAAACUUGGAUCGGAUGUGGAGUAUAUUCGAUGAAUUCUAAAUGUAUGGAAGAACUUACCAAAUAUGGCAUUUUGGAGAAUUAUGUCCCACCAUCAAUCAAUGACUUGCAUACGAUGGACAAGAUUAGUCAAAGCGAUACCAAAGUCAGUGAGAGUGAAGAUACAGCUAUCCGUGGAGAAUACCAAAAACUCGGCAAUCGAGAUACCAACACCAUGUCUGGGUUAGCUGAUGCAGAUGGUGACAAUUGGGAUGAAGAUGCAGUAUUCGAGGAGAUAGAUCUCACCUUUGCGUGA
Molecule: messenger RNA, 807 nt
Organism: Kwoniella botswanensis
Lineage: Eukaryota; Fungi; Basidiomycota; Tremellomycetes; Tremellales; Cryptococcaceae
Exons: 2
Coding region: 1-807 (268 amino acids)
Source: RefSeq, a predicted model, not a curated record